AUGAUGGAGAUGUUGCCAGUUGACGUAGACAACAUCGUUCUGAAAACAUUUUCAGAAUUUCCCCAUGCAGCAAAGAAGAGACAAGACCUGAAAGAGUGCUUCGAAUUUUAUGAAAGUAAAUUCAAAGAGGUCCUUCGCCAUGUACCCACUAGGUGGUUAAGCUUGUUCAAAGCCCUGGAUAGAGUUUUGUCAUCGUGGGGGCCGUUAAAAAAAUACUUUCUCGAACUAGGCGUCAAUAAUUGUUCACCGGCUAUAUGGGCUAUUAUAAAAGACCAAAAAGAUAAUCCCACAACAGAAACGAACCCAACUUAUACUGAACUCUAUCUAUACUUCACGCACAACUUCAUGGCGUCAUUCCAGGAAGUUUUACUAUUACUGGAAAAUAACGACACAUUAGCUUUUAGUCUACACAGUAUUAUGACACAAUUCCGGGACACAAUAGUGAAAAAAAUUUAUGAUGAACACUUCGGAAUGAAAGUGCGUAUGGCCAUGAAUAAAAAGUACCUAUCGGAUGAAGAAACACAGGAGUUUAAAAAAACACGCCCUGAUUGCUUAUCAACGAGCUGUUGCUUAUUUGGAAAAGUGGUUCCAGUUCGAAAACUCGGUGUUCAGAAGCUUCAGUUGCUUGGACCUUGA
Messenger RNA from Parnassius apollo (apollo), 636 nucleotides. The record is from the annotation of a GenBank genome assembly. NCBI's taxonomy places the organism in Eukaryota, Metazoa, Arthropoda, Insecta, Lepidoptera, Papilionidae.